Molecule: messenger RNA, 7256 nt
Organism: Mizuhopecten yessoensis (Yesso scallop)
Lineage: Eukaryota; Metazoa; Mollusca; Bivalvia; Pectinida; Pectinidae
Product: E3 ubiquitin-protein ligase RNF165-like
Exons: 7
Coding region: 178-1182 (334 amino acids)
Molecular function (GO): zinc ion binding; ubiquitin protein ligase activity
Source: RefSeq, a predicted model, not a curated record
CAUUUGUAAUGUAAGUAGCUACGGUGUCAAGCAAAUGGAAUGGGUAGUUAUAAACUGCUUAACUACGCCGUAUCUGUUUCAUUUUCUUCACGACUGAAUUUUGAACGUUAUUCGUAAACUGAAGAAGAGUCUUGUAUAAGUUUCACCGACAAAUGAAAUAUCCAAAUACUAGUAAGAAUGGCUACAGAUGCAGAAAUUGCAAGAAAACUACAGCUAGAAGAGUUCCAACGAGGGGACAGCACUGACCCAGAUGCACAGUUAGCAUGGCAUUUGCAACAAAAUGAUUUAGAGGUGGAUGAUUUGGACUCUGGAUCUCUCCACCUUGACCAACUUUCACCAGACCCUGUCUCAGAGUCAUCUGACAUUACAGACUACGAUCACUCAGUUAUGGAUUAUUUGAGUCCCGAUGGCAUCACAGAUGAGGUCGGUUACGGCCAAGCCACUGCCCAAAGUGAAUACCAGGUUGAUACAUACAGUGUGCACGACGAUGAAAGAAUGGCAUUUCUGCUGGAGGAACAGCUAAAACUUUCGCAGGAACACGAGGAUGCAGAAUUGGCGCAGAAACUAUAUGAUGAAGAAGAACACAAUCAUACUCGGAGAAGAGCAACACGGCCCCCCACGCUCCCCCGUAGGGAACCACCACAGAGAAACAGACCCCCAAGGCAUGCCCUGUUUCCUCCUAACUCAGGCUCUGGCAGACAUCCUGUGUUUGACCCCACCUUUAGUCCUCCUGAAACAGAUAUGCCAUUCAACAUUCGUGGCCCACAUCAUCACCACCAUCUCCCAAGACAUGAUUUUGAUUGUUUGCGACCAUCAAUGUUUGGAUUAAGGAUGAGAAACCAUGACUUACCCAGGAACAUGCUACCACAAGAGGAUGUAGAUUUAAAUGACUAUGAGGCCCUCUGGGAGCUAGCGGAAACUAUAGGAAAUGUGAAGGACAAUGGGUUGACACAGGAGGUUAUAGAUGGGCUUAAAUCAGGUGCAUUCACGAAAGACGCACAUGGAGCGAUGUCUCAGAAAACAGAUCAUGAAUGUCGGAUAUGUCUUUCCACAUUCAGUGAAGGGGAGAAUGUCAAAAUUUUACCAUGUUCUCACAUGUACCACAAGUCCUGUAUAGAUAACUGGUUAAAGAUGAAAGGAGAUUGUCCGAUCUGCAGGGAAAAUGUGAAGCCAGAAUCCUGAAUGUCAUAAUCACUUAAUCUUCUUCAUCUUACUCAUCACCAUCCUUGCAGAGUUAUAUUGUGGUAUAUGACAGUUACAGGAGUCAUCUUCAUAACUAAUUAUGUUAUCAACUGGUCACAACUGCUCAAGGCGUCACCUUCAUAACAGUUCCGAAGACGACAUCUUCAUAACCAAAUUAAGACGUAAUUCUUACGUACCACAACAGCUCAAAGUGUCAUCUCCAUAGCUAGGUCAUAAACGAUAACAAUUCCAAUGACCUCAUUUCAUAAUUAACUAUGUCAUGAUCAACAAGUACCAUAGCAGUUUCAAAGAUGUUAUCUAACUUAUCUUCAUGGUGUAUUGUAAGACAUGACAUUGCAACACCAGACAGAUCAGGUCAUCUCCUAGUUUGUAUACCGCUGAUACAAAUACCCCUCAUCAAGUGUAAUGUAAGAUCUGAGCUUUGGUAUCAAACUGAACGUAAGAACUAUUUAUAUAUUUACAUUGUGAUCUUAUAAAUUUAUUAAACUCGGUAUGUACCCUAUUUGUAAAAUUGUCUCAAUACUUUGUGGUGUCUAAAAUUUGUUACAUGUCAUCCCAUAAACUGAUGUUCACCAAAAAUCCAAAACAUGAUCAAUGACAUUUGAUUUAUGUCAUGUUGGAGUCUAGCAUACAUGUCGCAACAUUUACCUGAUGUCAUGUUUUCCAAAAAUCCAGGAUAUAUUCAAUAAUAUUUGAGAUAUUCUUGAUUUCACGCUAAAGUCCGGAAUACAUUUAACAAUUGUUAUAACCUUGUUGAUAUUAUGAUGUAAUUUUCCGAUCUCUAAUGUAUGCAUCUUUUUGUCAACAGAUGAGAACAUUAACUCAUUCACCCCUGAAAUUUCAUAAUGAACUAUUCCAACCUUUGAUUUGGAAGAGUUCAAAUGUGUCUUCAGGGGUGAAGGAGUUAAGGAGUGUGCUAAGUAUAUCAGUAAUUCAGGAAUCAAACAAGUCUGGUUACCACUGUAUAGUAAUUGGGAUUUGAGACGAUCAGUCAACCUCUUCUACAAAACAAUUAUACUCUGCAGAUCUCCUACAGUAGUUGUAAAUAACAGCCCACAUCAGUAAUGAAGCCUGGUGUUAUCAAUAAAAAUUAGUUACCACAAUUUACCCAUUAUAAGCCCAUGCCUGGUAAUAAGCAUUUUAUUUAUUUUCCAAGAAUAGCAUGGGCGCCUGGUAAUAAGCCCGCCCCCUUUACCGGAGUACUGUUGUAGGUGACAAUUCUGUGUUGUCCAGCUGGAUGUGUCCCUACUGCCACUUUAUUCCGUGUUUAAAGAUUGUGGUCUUUGAACCCCAACAGUUCUGUGCUGACUGACCCAGUCAUUCUAAAAAGCUACCGCAACUUCAAAGGUUAGUUGCUGGGUGGCUGGCGACAUCUGACCUCUGACCCAUGAUGGAAUAUUGCUGGUAUUUAUUUACUGAUGUAGAUAUUUGAAAUAUUUACUGAUUUCCAUGAUUCUGGAGCUAGCUCGUAUUAGUACUGAUUUCCUUGAUGCUGGAGCUAGCUGGUAUUAGUACUGGUAUCCUUGAUGCUGGAGCUAGCUCGUAUUAGUACUGAUAUCCUUGAUGCUGGAGCUAGCUCAUAUUAGUACUGAUAUCCUUGAUGCUUGUGCUAGCUCGUAUUAGUACUGAUAUCCUUGAUCCUGAAGCUAGCUCGUAUAAGUACUGAUAUCCUUGAUGCUGGAGCUAGCUGGUAUUAGUACUGAUAUCCUUGAUGCUGGAGCUUGCUCGUAUUAGUACUGAUAUCCUUGAUGCUUGUGCUAGCUCAUAUUAGUACUGGUAUCCUUGAUGCUGUAGCUAGCUCGUAUAAGUACUGAUUUCCUUGAUGCUGUAGCUAGCUCGUAUUAGUACUGAUAUCCUUGAUGCUUGUGCUAGCUCGUAUUAGUACUGAUAUCCUUGAUGCUGGAGCUAGCUCGUAUUAGUACUGAUUUCCUUGAUGCUGGAUCCAGCUCGUAUUAGUACUGAUAUCCUUGAUCACAGUUGUCUAUUAUGAGUUUAAGUCAUUUAUAUGGAGUGUUAGCAAUGUGCUGGACCAUAUUUUCAUAUUUUAUGGCCCAAAAACAGCUUAGUUGGACUUACCGGUAGUUAAAUUUAAGGUUUAAGUUUUUGCGCAAAUUUUGUUGGGUAGUGUUGGACCACCACCAUCAAUAGGCUGUUGUCUGUUACAAGGUUGAAGUAUUUGUAUUGAGUGUAAGCAAUGUGUUGAACCAUAUUUUCAUAUUUUAGUGUCCAAAAACAGCUUUAUUGGACUUUGUUAAUUUCUUAACAAUCACUUCACAUAGAUGUUUCUACACAUUUCAAAGUCCUUGAAAUAUCCUGGUGGUAAGUGAGGUGGCAAAUAAAAUGACAGGCACUAUAUCAACGUUUUACUAUACAUGUGUUUCUAGUGAUAGUUGCAGUAUUAUAAUAACAUACAUAGGCGAGCUAUGCUGUUCUCCGACAGCUCUUGUUAAACAUUGUCAUUGGAAAAAGUUCAUUUCGUACCCAUAUGAAUAAAAAACAAUUGAUCAUUUGCAUGCACCAAAUAUAUCAUACUGUGAAAUUACUAAUUUUCGUGGGGUUUUAAAUUUUGCUUUUUUUCAUCGGUACUCUUAAUCCACAAAUUAAUUACAAAGUUUGACUUAAAGCUUUUCUCCACUUGGGUGGGUAUACUCAUAACCCAUGUAUUCAUGUGUCCACGAAAUGGUGUUUUUUCAGGAAAAACAUGAAAUUUGGGCCUCAUGAAAAUACCUGAUUUCACAGUAAUUAAAUGUCAUGUAUGCCUUUGUCACAAUCUGAAAAUAUGUUUUAUACCUCUUAAUGGAAUACAUAAAAAGUCGGAUUAAUUAUGAACAUUACGAUAAUUGAAUUGCUAAUUUCACAUUUUACAUUUUCCAAAAUAUGACCUUGUUGACUUCUUUGGUUCUGGUACAUGUGUAUUAUUUUGUGAUAGAUUAUUGUUUGUCAUUAAUUUGCAAGUAGACUCAUUCAUAUACACAAGUCAUCCAAGAAUACUAACUCUAUAGAGUAUAAGUACUACAAAAUGUAUCAAUAUUGAAAUAACUUCCUCUCAAUCACGAAAUCAAAUGGUCUAGUAGUAUGCAUAUUUGCCAACUCUCCCUAUUUUGGAGGGAGACUCCCGAUUUUGGACCCUUUUAUUUAAAAAAAAUAAAAUGUUUUUCUCUAGGGAGUAAAUUCACACAAUUUAUUUGUUUUUAUUUUGAGCAUGCAGAAUCUCCUCAAUGGAAACUUCAAAAUGUUGGCAGGUAUGGCAUGAUGCUGAUAAACUAAUCUAAGUGAGGAGAAGGUCUGAAUUAACUGGUUGAUCAACACAUGUAUUUGACCAACAUCUCUGACGUUAGAUAGACGGCCAGGAAGUUGAUGAAAAUAGUAUUAAUAACCACAUGUGAUUCUACAGGGGAUUUAUUUUGUGAAAUUGUCCUACAUUUAUUCAUACAGUCCUGAUGAGAAUUGUGUUUAUUAGCGGUAUAGCCAACCAUCAUCAGCUCGAAUUAACUUUUGUCUGUUGUCCUUCGUCAGUCCUUCAGCAAUUCUGGUAAUUAAUAUAAAGGAUAUAAACGAGCCUCAACAUCUGGAUUCUGUUGUUUCAUUGUGGGUUUACAUGGUUCAGCUAGCUGGGCUGGAAGAAGUUAUUUCUCAGGAAGUAUCGUGCUGAUCAUUUUGUAUCCUUAGUUGUGUACGUUUAGUUGUGCGUUUAGUUUCGAGACUGACAGGGACAGGAAGAACAAAAUGGCUUCCAGGCGGCCAUCCAGUACUGGAUGGAUCUUUCUCAAUUUUCAGAAGUUCUGAUAGGUUCUGUUGUUACUCAGAUGUGUAGGUUUAUUUUAAAGACUGAUUACAAGAGCAAAAUGGUUCCAAGACAGCCAUCUUGGAUUUUGACAAUAAAGGAUUGUUAUUGGCUUUUCACAGAAAGUACUGAACGGAUUUUUCUCAUAUUCUGUGUUUUUGUUCCUCUAGAUUCUUGGUCAUGCAUGCUUCAUUUUCAGCUAGAUCAGGCAGACAUCUUGAAUUUGGCUAUUGAAAUUCAAUUUUUAUUAGUACUUCUCGAAAAUUUCUUGUGUAAAACAUCUUUCUGUUCCUUGGUUUUUCAUAUUUCAUUUUGAGUUUAAUCAGAAGAAAAAGAUGGCUGCCAUCAAUUCAAGAUCUCUUAUUCUCUUUUUUGCCACAUUGCUGUUCUAGUAAGAAGGUCAAAAGUCAUCCUCACUUUAAAUGGGCUAUCUCUUACACAGCAGUUGGAAAUUUUGAUGAAAAGGCUGUCCACCUUACCAUCACUCCAACAGAUUCCAGAAAAGUGUGGCAUAUUUUGAAUGUACAUAAGAUUAUGGUCGCCUUCUAGCUUUAAGCUAGAGGGAAUUUCCCUUUAACUCAGUGGUAGAGCGUCCGACUACGAAGUCGGGGAUCGCAGGUUCAAUCCCCGGUGGAAGCACACUAUACUCUCUUUCCUGUUACAGAAGUAAGGAUAACUUGCAAGGGUGAGCAUGAAAAUCCUUUGGGAUAUCUUUGUUUUUUGUCAAAUUCAUACAUUAUGUUCAUACAUUAUUAGUUCUGAAUAUAACACUAUACUCUCAAAUGUAUCCCUUCAGUUUUCAUUUUGCAAUGUUUUAAUUGUUUCUCCCUUGUUCAUACAGUACAUGCAUCUAUUUGUAAUGCAUGUUAUUGGUGGUCUGUCAGAGUGAGCCUAUGUCAAUAUCAUUGAGAACCUCUGUCAUUGUCAAUCAGAACCCAUGUAUCAGUGUUUCCCAGUUAUGCCUCAUUUGACCAGAUAGUUCCCAUGGAAAAGAGGUCCACAAGAAUUUGCACUGGUGAGUCCCAAUGCUUCUCACCAAAUACCGAUUUGUAAGAGCUAACAAAACCUUGUAUGUGCUCUUAUUCUCAUCCUCAAUAUUUUACAAGGGUUAUGCUCACUUUUGCUCUGUGCACCCCUGAAAUUUGUCAUAACUAGCAAAAUUGAAGGCUCAGUGUGCACCACCUUGUGGAUGAGACCAGUUUGAUCCUUGUACAUGUACAUCAAACGAAUCCGUUGUUGGCGUAACAGUAAAUUGGCUGACUUUGAAGUUGGAUGUUGUUCCUCGGUAAUCUACAAAGGACAGGUAGACAAGUCUCUGCCUUGAGGGUGAAAAAGAGAAAUAUUCAACCUGAGGGGUUAUGUUAGACAAGUAAAUAAUCACCCGAGGGUUGGAGAUUUCUCUGACACACUCAAGGUGGGAAGGAGUGGUGUAAGACUGGGUUGAUCAGAUGUCUGGUGAUUCGAUCAGGGCCUGGGUGUGUAUAGCUAUGCUAUUUAAUGAGUCAUUAACUCAGGUUUUCGUAAUUAAACUGUAUUAUAUUUUUUGUAGAAUGUUUAUGUUACUUUUACGUAUCAAAUGUAGAUAUUCACUGCAUGUAUAUAUCCAGUUGUAUAUUUUUGCAUUAUAAGAAGUUUCAGUUUAAUUAUCAUUUAAUAAAGCAGGCUUUGUAAAUUGUGAUUGUUGAUUUCACUCUUAGGUGACAGAUUAAACACUUGUCUUCUAGACAUUUGAUUCUAUCUCUAUAUCUGUAAUUGUUGAUUUUCUGAUUGAAAUGUUUAAUUAAAUGAAUAAUUAACUGUUGAAAUUAAGCAGACUCUAAACAACGUUAACCCAGCCAGUAUAGCUUGAUUGAAACAACACUGUUAAAGGGAGUGUCACUUUUUAACAAUGUCUUACCAAUCACACAUUCUCUCCUGUUAUCUGUGUUAUUUUUACCAUACUUGAUAUUCACCUUCCAGGCUUUUAAGAUCAUCUCUCCCAUUUUCUGAUGAUUUAAUUCUAUGUUGGGUUAAAACUAUAUACAUGUAACUUAGGCCGUCACAAUUUUUGCCCCAUGUUGAUUUUGCUCUAUUGUACAAGGGCAAAAAAGAUGUAAAUUAAAUGUGGGCAAAAGCAUAGGGUUAUUGAUUUUAACAUUUAUAUAUAUACGGUAUACCCUAUGUAUGUGUCUGCUGUCCUUAAACCUUCAUUCUGUCAGAUUAAUGAAAUAUAUCUUUUAUUAUAUGGCAAUAUCAAUGAGUGAUAAUAAAGUGACAAAGUUAAGAUUGA